GUCACACACACUCCCUACUUCCAUCACACACACACAACUAGGAAGAAAGUCUUUCUUUCUUUCUUUCUUUCUUUGCUUUUUUUUUCUUCUUCUUUGCUAAAGCCAUGGUCAUGACGAAAAGGCAGAUCUUUGUAGUUUUCAUGGUCUUAGUUUUGCUUGUUGCACUGGUUUGUGCAAGUCAUGUUACUAUAAACGAAGAAGAAGAAGCUGACAGGAUAUUGCAACUUCCUGGGCAGCCUAAGGUCUCUUUCCAGCAGUACUCAGGCUAUGUUACUGUAAAUCAUGUUGCUGGUAGAGCCCUCUUUUACUGGCUCACUGAGGCUGACCAUAACCCCUUGUCAAAACCCUUGGUAAUUUGGCUUAAUGGAGGCCCUGGUUGCUCCUCUGUGGCAUAUGGCGCAUCAGAAGAAAUAGGCCCAUUUAGAAUAAACAAGACAGCCUCAGGAUUGUACUACAACAAGUUCUCAUGGAACACUGUGGCCAACCUCUUGUUCCUGGAAACUCCAGCAGGAGUUGGCUUCUCUUAUAGCAACCAGUCAUCCGAUCUUUUCAACUCCGGCGAUCGACGCACUGCCAAGGAUUCUCUGGAAUUCCUAUUACGAUGGUUGGAUCGUUUCCCCCGUUACAAGCAAAGAGAAGUCUAUAUCACAGGCGAGAGCUAUGCAGGACACUACGUUCCUCAGCUGGCCAAAGAAAUUAUGAUGUAUAAUAAACAUUCCAAGUAUCCCAUAAAUCUCAAAGGAAUAAUGGUUGGCAAUGCAGUCACAGACAACUACUAUGAUAACCUAGGGACAGUGACAUACUGGUGGAGCCAUGCCAUGAUCUCCGAUAAAACAUACAGGCAGCUCAUCAACACAUGUGAUUUUACGCAUCAAAAGGAAUCGAAUGAAUGUGAUUCGGUGUAUAGUUAUGCCAUGGAUCAAGAAUUUGGUAACAUUGAUCAAUAUAACAUCUAUGCACCCCCUUGCAACAAAUCUGAUGGUAGCAAAGCCACUCGCCAGACUAUGCGGUUGCCUCACAGACCCCAUCAGACUUUCCGGCAAAUGUCCGGGUAUGAUCCUUGUACGGAAAAAUAUGCUGAGAUUUACUACAAUAGGCCAGAUGUGCAGAAAGCACUCCAUGCCAACAUAACUAAAAUUCCUUAUAAGUGGACUGCUUGCAGUGAGCUUUUGAAUCGAAAUUGGAAGGACACAGAUGUAUCCAUUCUUCCAAUUUACAGGGAAAUGAUAGCCGGUGGUUUGAGAAUUUGGGUUUUUAGUGGUGAUAUCGACUCAGUAGUGCCAGUUACAGCCACUAGAUAUUCCCUUGCACAACUAAAAUUGGAAACCAAAAUUCCAUGGUAUCCUUGGUAUGUUAAGAAGCAGGUCGGAGGCUGGACAGAGGUAUAUGAAGGGCUAACAUUUGCUACAGUGAGGGGGGCAGGCCAUGAAGUACCACUUUUCAAGCCCAGGGCAGCCCUUCUGCUAUUCAAAUCAUUUAUCAGAGGGGAGCCUCUUCCAAAGUCUUGAAAAAAGAUGUCUUACUUUUUAAUUUUUUAAGAAUUGUUACUGUUCAACUUCUUUGAAUUGUUGUUAUUGUAGAAAAGGAAAAGUAAUUUUUAAUUGUUAACAAACCAGUCAAGAGAGACUCUGAUUGUGUAAUAUUAAAAAAAAAAAAAAUGUAAUGGAAGAAUUCAGGUUAUAUUUGCA
Messenger RNA from Quercus robur (English oak), 1688 nucleotides. RefSeq names its product serine carboxypeptidase-like 25. Lineage: Eukaryota; Viridiplantae; Streptophyta; Magnoliopsida; Fagales; Fagaceae. Gene Ontology annotation, molecular function: serine-type carboxypeptidase activity. The record is from RefSeq and is a predicted model, not a curated record. Gene Ontology annotation, cellular component: vacuole. The coding region runs from base 105 to 1508 and encodes 467 amino acids. The transcript is spliced from 8 exons. Gene Ontology annotation, biological process: proteolysis.